CGUGUGGAGAAGAAGAAUGACGUAGUCCAACAUGGAGGCGCUGUGAAGCACACUGACUUUCUGUCAGCUUUUUGUCUUAAAACCACAAUAAAAGCAGAUUAUUUAGAGGUGAAAUGUUUUCACAGGCGGCUCGGCGUGUAGAAAGAGCCGCUCCGGGCUUGAGCUCGGGGGUCCUGCUGAAGGAUUUGGUCUUCGCGCGUGGGAGAACCAGCAGCCUGCAGGCCCAGCGGCACUUCGGUGGCAGCUGCUGUCUGACAGCCAAAAAGCUGGAACAUCGGCCCAUACGCACGGAAAUAGUGGAGAUCCCCGGGCUGGAGAAGAUCACCUACGGAGCGAGGAUGUACUUUGUGCCCGGUUUGGCUAAACCGGUUUACCCGCCGUGGCAGAAGGAUUACACGGAUCCGAAUUUCCACAGACCCCCUCCGCCUGAAGACAUGCCGCUCCACAAGGACAAACCCUGCUACAUCUUCCACCAGACGACCAACCUGACGGAGGGUGUGCAUCAGGCGCUGUGGUUGACGAAGGCUAAGCUGACCUCUGGCCUGCCGCCUCAUCUCCUCUCAUUAGCAAAUGAUCCUACCAAUCAGAUUCCAGAUCAAGAUGAACGUGUGCAAAACGCCAUCCGGCAUGCACGAUUCUGGGACACAACAGAGAGCCGGCCAGACAAAGACAAAUACAGCUGUACUCUCCUCACCGACUUGCUCCAUCUGUGUGGCACACUGCAGCAGAGUCACCCAACACUUGGACGACGGAUCCUUGCACAGAAGUAUUUAAUAGCUGCUUCAUGGAAACGAGGUGAUGAUCUGUUCCAGGUUCGGGGUCUGAAUGGUUUGCUGCAGAACAGCAGAGAUCCACUGCCACCGCUUUCUGAUAAACAGGGAAUAGCCAGCACUGUAGAUCACAUUUUGGAAACCUUCUAUCCCGUGUCCCCCAACAUUGACCUGCAGCAAACCAAUGUGUACAUGGAGGAUGUGAAUUCCACAGGUUUUCGGGAAGGCUACCCUUAUCCGCAUGCUCACACACUUUUCUUUGCCGAGGGAGAUGAACAGUGCAAGCUGAAGCCAGAACAGUUCAGAGCCAAGAUGGUCAUGUUUGCUUUUGGGAAUGCUCUGGCCCGUGCACAUAUUCUGUAUGGGACCCAGCCUCAGCAGGUAUUAGAUCGUCCUAUAACUGUUCAGGCCGUCGGCACCAAUGGUCGAGUUUUCCAUUUUGUUGUGUUCCAGCUCAACACCACUGACCUCUCAGGAGACGACGGUGUCAAGAACGAGGUGUGGAUGGACAAAGAUGUUGAGCUCUAUAAGUUUGCUAAGGUCAGACCUUAUAUCAAGAGGAAAGAAGUCAAGGUCCCAGCUGGUCUGGCAGGAUACCAGCCUGAAACUUUCAGCAAGUUCCUUGCUCUGUACCUUCAUGGAGCAGUCUAGGACUCGAGGCUGACUGACGACA
Thalassophryne amazonica is the source of this 1443-nucleotide messenger RNA. It is a transcript of the gene mrpl37, whose product is annotated as mitochondrial ribosomal protein L37. Gene Ontology annotation, cellular component: mitochondrion; ribosome. Lineage: Eukaryota; Metazoa; Chordata; Actinopteri; Batrachoidiformes; Batrachoididae. The coding region runs from base 114 to 1421 and encodes 435 amino acids. The transcript is spliced from 9 exons. Gene Ontology annotation, biological process: translation. The record is from RefSeq and is a predicted model, not a curated record. Gene Ontology annotation, molecular function: structural constituent of ribosome.